This is a messenger RNA of Polychytrium aggregatum, 1420 nucleotides long. RefSeq lists its product as uncharacterized. Gene Ontology annotation, cellular component: nucleus. NCBI's taxonomy places the organism in Eukaryota, Fungi, Chytridiomycota, Chytridiomycetes, Polychytriales. Gene Ontology annotation, molecular function: protein binding. The transcript has 3 exons. Bases 95 to 1264 code for a protein of 389 amino acids. The record is from RefSeq and is a predicted model, not a curated record.
CAUAGCAGCAUUUGCUGCACCAGCCAUUUUGGCCGGCAUUCGCCGAACAGCCGAUGCGAUCUGUCGGCGCCUUGUCCUCCCCCCUCCCCUGCCCAUGUAUGAUGCAUCCACGCUGAUCCUGACCCAAAAUCUACUCCACCGUAUUUGCAACUCGGUCUGGCCCAGGACGAAAAACUUUGUCGCCAAGCUGCUGGAAGAAUGCGGGCUGCUCGACGAGGACUUGACCAAACAGCCCGAGUUUGUGCUCCACAUGGUCUCGCAGAUCGAGAGCAACGGAUUUGGCAUCUUCAACCGCAAAGGCGUCUGCGUCGGCCGAGCUAUCGUCCCGCACGCCUCGUUUUUCAAUCACUCGUGCGAUCCCAACACCGAAUGUACCCAGGAAGGCUGCACGAUGGCCUUUCGAGCAAGGCGAGACAUUGCCGAAGGAGAGGAAAUCACCAUCUCGUACAUCGACACCAAUAUGCCCGUCCAUGCGCGCCGCCAGAAGCUGAUGGAUGAGUACUACUUCACGUGUGCUUGCAAGCGAUGUGUCGCCGAAGCCUCGUCAACGUCGAAACCCAAGAUCACUUACGACAAAAGCUCCCGCGGAUCGAAUCGUGGCCAGAGCGACAGCACCAACGGUACCAAUGGCAUCAAUGGCACUAACGGCAUCAGCAACAACAACAAUAGUAACAGUGCACCCAGCGCCCCACAGUCCAACCGAAACAGCGCCGGCUCCGGCUUUGGUGCGAGCUGGAUGCCGAUGCCGUCGUCCUGGGCUCCUCCGCCCGUCGGUCCAAUGGAGUUCCUGAUGCAGCCGCCGCCACACCAACCCAUAUCACCUGCGCCGCCGUACUUCAACGCCGUCGGCAACUCGAUGCAGAGUCCGUUUGCGAUGAGAAUGUAUCCGCACCCGGUCUAUCCGGCCGGGAUGGACAUGAUGGCCAAUCUCACCCCGGGGCCUCCACCGCCGCCCCUAUUCGGCGCUCUUGAUGUCACCGGCACUGCACUGACCUGGCCGCCCCCAGUGCCGCCCAGCAGCGGCGAUGUGCCGUUUUCGCCACACCCGGACAGCUUUCACAUCUAUCCACCGGAGUAUCCUAUCGGCCCGGUGGUGAGUCCGGUGGGCCGCGGUCUCGAUAAUGAAAUGAGCCCUGUCGAACGACCAGGGCCCUCAAAGUCGCCCUAUGGCGACAACAAGGGCAGGCUGAAAAAGUCCAAAUCCAGUGCCUCGACCAACAAGCGAAACCAGGCCGCAAGGCAGCCCGUCCAGCGCGACGACUGACAUGUCCAGCUUCUUGCCGUCCUGGAGAGUCUCUGCUAUAGCGCUCGCCAGCCCCCCCCCAAAAGAAACGGGAAGUAUGCCUUCCCUCGUCCCUGUUUUGUGGUCAUCGACCACCUUUUUUCUGGAUCCUGAAUACACACACACACUCAUUCCAUC